Haliotis rufescens (red abalone) is the source of this 3618-nucleotide messenger RNA. RefSeq names its product cytochrome P450 monooxygenase 169-like. The record is from RefSeq and is a predicted model, not a curated record. The coding region runs from base 140 to 1690 and encodes 516 amino acids. The transcript has 12 exons. Gene Ontology annotation, molecular function: iron ion binding; heme binding; oxidoreductase activity, acting on paired donors, with incorporation or reduction of molecular oxygen. NCBI's taxonomy places the organism in Eukaryota, Metazoa, Mollusca, Gastropoda, Lepetellida, Haliotidae.
GGAGCUUGGGGCCGAAGCUUUCAAGGGAGGUAACUCUACUUUGUUUAUGUAUAAAGAGGUUGAAGUUUCGUUUAUGACUAGGCAAUUUAAGAUUAUCAUCGUCAAAGACAUUUUGCAACAUUACUAGUGAAACAAAGAUAUGGCGGAAGUGGUCACCAGCAGUGUGAUGGGAGUGUACUCCUCUCUCACCCAGGUAGUGACGUGGAGCUCGGUUCUGGUGUAUGGAACCAUAUUGGGACUGUCGUAUGGGUUCUACAAGGUCAUCCUGACACCAUACCUGACGCCACUCCGAAACAUACCAGCACGACCAGUCACCAGCAUUUUCCUAGGGAAUAUGCGGGAGAUAUUUGGCGGUGAAAGCAUUGAUCCCUAUAUCAAGUGGGUGAAGGAGAUGAAGACGAGUGUGAUCCGGUACCACCAUAUUCUUGGGGCCCAGAGACUGAUGGUGGCGGACGCUGAUGCCAUGAAGCACAUCAUGGUCACACACAGCAAGAACUAUGUGAAGCCAACGUUCCUUUUCAAGCUGUUCACAAGAGUCACAGGCGAUGGCUUGAUCAGCUUGAAUGGACAACAGCAUCUAACUCAGAGAAAACUCUGUCUCGGAGCAUUCAAGAGUUCAUUUCUAAAAAACAUGAUUCCAGCCAUACAGAAACAUGGAGAGGAACUUGUGGACUUCUGGGUUCAGAGUCUGAAGGAAAAUGAAGACGCAGAUCUGGACAUAGGGGAUGACAUGAGUAGAAUGACAAUGGAUAUCAUCUCAGACUGUGGGUUUGGGUACAACACUGAAGCCCUGUACAAACCAGAGCAGAAAGGAUCCCGUGCCUUCACAGACCUGAUGUACGGCUUCAAACCAAGCAUCCUAAGGGUUUUAUGGCCAUGGCUGCAGUCCCACCUACCAACGGAAGAGAACAGCAACUUUACCAAGAACCUGACUGUGACGAACCAGAUGAUCCAGGAUGUCAUCAGCAACAAGCAGGAGGUCUUGAAGGAGUGCACAGAUGAGAGUAAACUUUCGGACCUACUUAGCAUGCUGCUGCUGGCACGGGACACCGAGUCUGGGGAAGGGUUGUCACGGCAACAGCUGAGAGAUCAUGUGAUGACCUUCAUGUUAGCUGGUCAUGAGACGACAGCAACUUCAAUGACGUGGUGCCUCCUGAAACUGUCUGAAUUCCCUGAGAUUCAGAAACGCCUUCGUGAUGAGGUCACUGCAACCUUGCCUCCAAGAGGUCAACCAAUCACAGUGGAGCAUCUGGAGAAGAUGCCGUAUUUGGCAUGUGUGAUCAAGGAAACAUUGCGGCUAUACCCAGCUGCUCCGAUGACAUUCCGGACCGCUGUUCAUGAUGACGUCAUCAACGGCUACUCCAUCCCCGCUGGCACCAUCAUCAACAUCCACGUGGGAGCCUUACAAAGAAACCCAGCCUACUGGACAGAUGCAGAAGAGUUCAAACCGGAACGUUUCAUGGACGACAGUAAGCUCCAUUCAUACGCCUGGCUGCCGUUUGUGGCCGGGCCCAGAAUGUGCAUUGGGUACAAGUUUGCCCUCAUGGAGAUGAAAGUUAUUUUGGCAAUUCUGUUCCGAGAGUUUGACUUUAAACUCUCAAACCCAGACCAGAUUUACAAGAAACGACAAAGAAUCACAAUGAGACCAGAGCCCGCACUUAAAUUGAAGGCAAAGGUGUUGAACUAUUGAAGUGUUCUACAAGUCCUUGAAGCCAGAGAUGUUGAAGAGUUCUACAAGGUCCUUGAAAACAUGUUGAAGAGUUCUACAAGGUCCUUGAAGCCAGAGGUGUUGAAGUGUUCUACAAGGUCCUUGAAGCCAGAGGUGUUGAAGUGUUCUACAAGGUCCUUGAAAGCAGAGGUGUUGAAGUGUUCUACAAGGUCCUUGAAGCCAGAGGUGUUGAAUUGUUCUACAAGGUCCUUGAAAACAUGUUGAAGUGUUCUACAAGGUCCUUGAAGCCAGAGGUGUUGAAGUGUUCUACAAGGUCCUUGAAAGCAGAGGUGUUGAAGUGUUCUACAAGGUCCUUGAAAAACAUGUUGAAGUGUUCUCCAAGGUCCUUGAAGCCAGAGGUGUUGAAGUGUUCUACAAGGUCCUUGGAAACAUGUUGAAGUGUUCUACAAGGUCCUUGAAGCCAGAGGUGUUGAAGUGUUCUACAAGGUCCUUGAAAACAUGUUGAAGUGUUCUACAAGGUCCUUGAAGCCAGAGGUGUUGAAGUGUUCUACAAGGUCCUUGAAAACAUGUUGAAGUGUUCUACAAGGUCCUUGAAGCCAGAGGUGUUGAAGUGUUCUACAAGGUCCUUGGAAACAUGUUGAAGUGUUCUACAAGGUCCUUGAAGCCAGAGGUGUUGAAGUGUUCUACAAGGUCCUUGAAAGCAGAGGUGUUGAACUGUUCUACAAAGUCCUUGAACUUAUUGAACAGUGGAUGUGUUCUACACCUUGUAGGGAGGGGUAUUUAACUGUUGAAGUGUUGAAAAGAAUUAUUUUAGACAACAUAACAUAUAGUUAUAUUAGCCGUCAGUCAUAUACAAUACUGAGUGCCUUCUUGCCACAGGGAAAAAAACAUAUAAAACUGAGUGAGAUGAUUAAUACGCAGUACUACCUGGAACGUAUUGUUUUCGCCAAUUCUUGAAGUAAGCAAGUCUAAUAUCAACAACCUUGAACAAAGGGAUGUAACUUAUUUUGUUGCAAACCAUUAAUCUAAUACACAUUUGGUUUUGUUGGAAAAGCCGAUCGUCAUUAUCCUAUAAGCUCAUGGGUAACUCUUUCUAAAAUAGUUUUAUUUUUGUAUUUUGAUUUUUUUAUUCUGUUUUAUUCAUUUGAGUUAGCAAAAUGGGUUAUGAAUUAGCUUCUGAGAAAGUUUAGCUAUGUGUAUGUAUUUAUUCAACAAACCCUUAUUGUUUCCAGGUGACCUAAUGUUGUGUAACAACACCUCACAUUAUAACAACACAAAUGCUGUAGGUAAUCAUAUUAAUAGCAGAGAACCAGAGGUAGAUAGUGUAAGCAGUGAUACACACUGUCAGGGUUUUAGCCGACCCCCAACUGUAACCACCCAAUCCACAUUUUAGUCGCAGUGAUUUAUCUAGGUCUGCUCAGAGGAUGAUAUUCGGCCCAAGGCAGCAGCAAAUUCCAGUAAAUAUUCCCAAAUUGGAAUUACAAAUUUCCAAACUCAUGUUAUUUGGUGAGAACUUUAAGACUUUGUGCAGGUGACAUGUAUUUCUCUGACCAAUUUGAGAAAAAUAAGUAUUAUGUCCCAAAUUGCCUGCCUAGGGCUGUGAAUCUAGAAUCCUGGAUACAUCCCUGGCUUCUGACAAGCAUGAGGUACUGAGGACCCUCUAUGUGCUGGUGUCACGUGUUGUGGGACAGCCUCAUGGUCACAUACAUAGCCCGGCAGUCACUUGCUCACUGCAUGAUUGGCAGGGAAAUAUCUACAUAGAUCCAGUGAUGAGCAUCUCGUCAUCAGGGAAAUAUCUUCUUAGAUCUGGUGCUGAGCAUCUCGUCAUCAGAGAAAUAUCUACUUGGAUCCAGUGAUGAGCAUCUCGUCAUCAGGGAAAUAUCUACUUAGAUCCAGUGAUGAGCAUCUCGUCAUCAGAGAAAUAUCUACUUAGAUCCAGUGAUGAGCAU